GAAAGAAGCUUCGAGGCGCGCAGCGAGGAAACCCGACGCAGCCGAGGCGGGAGAACGGCCGGGCCAGGGCGUAGCCAAGGGAACGCGCGCUGGCCCAUCUAGUUAGUCUGGGCGCGCUUCCCCGAGGAGGAUGAGGAGCAGGAGGAAGAGGGUUUACCGGCGAGCCUAGGGGAUAAAAGAGGAGGCGGGGCAACCCGCGGGCGUGGCCCUGCCUAGGCCCCCGGCAGAAGGGAGGAGGCGGGGGCCCCAUCGCGCGCUCAAAGCAGACGCUGGGGAAGACCUCCUGGGACCUGCCGCAGUCACACAGCUCCGUGGGCCUAUCGAGUCUCUUCCCAGAAACUUUCCAGUCCCGCCCAGCCCUUAGUCCCCAGACGCCGGCUCCGGCGUGCACCGGCCGGAAGGAGCCGGGUGUACGGGGUCUGACCAAAUAGUCGCGGGCGCCGGGGAGCAGCGCGACCCGGGUUGAGCAGUCCUCUCGUGGGUGAGGACGCCGGUCGGGCGGACGCGAGCCCCCCUCGGCGGCACUGUCUCCCGAGCCGGGGCGGGGCGUCUGAGCGGCAUUAGGACCCAGUCGUGGCGCGGAGGUGUGUCGCCGGCUCCCGCCGCUGGCCCGCCCGAGACGCCAAGUUUGGGGUCCGGGACGCGGGAAAACACUUCCACCAUGUCACAGAAUGGAUACUUUGAGGAUUCAAGCUACUGCAAGAGUGAUACAGAUGACACCUUUGAAGCCCGUGAGGAGAGCAUGGGGGAUGAUGCCUUCGACACAGUCAACUCCUCCAUUGUGUCUGGCGAGAGCAUCCGCUUUUUUGUCAAUGUCAACCUGGAGAUGCAGCCCUCCAAGGCUGAGAGUGAGGCUACACCUGGUGGCUGCGUGCUGCUGCACACUUCCCGCAAGUACUUGAAGCUAAAGAACUUCAAGGAAGAGAUCCGUGCACACCGGGACCUUGAUGGCUUCCUGGCACAAGCCAGCAUCGUCCUGAAUGAGACAGCCACUUCGCUGGACAGCGUGCUGCGGACCAUGCUGCGCCGCUUUGCUCAGGACCCCAACAACACGGAACCUGACUACAACCUGGACCUGCUCAUGGCCAUGCUGUUUACCGACGCUCCAAUGCAAGGAAAAGUCCACCUGCUGUCGGAUACCAUCCAGGGUGUCACUGCCACAGUCACAGGGGUGCGAUAUCAGCAGUCGUGGCUCUGCAUCAUCUGUACCAUGAAGGCCCUACAGAAGCGUCAUGUGUGCAUCAGCCGCCUGGUUCGCCCGCAGAACUGGGGGGAAAAUUCCUGUGAGGUUCGGUUUGUCAUCCUGGUAUUGGCCCCACCCAAGAUGAAAAGCACCAAGACUGCAAUGGAGGUGGCCCGCACAUUCGCCACCAUGUUCUCGGACAUUGCUUUCCGCCAGAAGCUUCUGGAGACCCGUACAGAGGAAGAAUUCAAGGAGGCCUUGGUGCAUCAGAGGCAGCUGCUUACCAUGGCGAGCCAGUGUCUGGUGACACCAAGAAUGAAAGAUCACAGCGUGGUUUUCCAUGGCCACAGACACCUGCAGGCCCCAAAAUGCAAGGACUUUGUCCCUUUUGGGAAGGGCAUCUGGGAGGACAUUGCACGCAGGUUUCCCCUGUAUCCACUGGACUUCACUGACGGCAUCAUCGGGAAAAACAAGGCUGUGGGCAAGCACAUCACCACCACCCUGUUCCUCUACUUUGCCUGUCUCCUGCCCACGAUUGCUUUUGGGUCCCUCAACGAUGAGAACACAGACGGGGCCAUUGAUGUGCAAAAGACCAUAGCCGGGCAGAGCAUUGGAGGCCUCCUGUACGCGCUUUUCUCUGGGCAGCCACUGGUGAUCCUGCUGACAACCGCGCCCCUGGCCCUCUACAUCCAGGUGAUCCGAGUCAUCUGUGAUGACUACAACCUGGACUUCAACUCCUUCUAUGCAUGGACGGGUCUGUGGAACAGUUUCUUCCUUGCACUUUAUGCCUUUUUCAACCUCAGCCUGGUCAUGAGUCUCUUCAGGAGGUCGACGGAGGAGAUCAUUGCCCUCUUCAUUUCCAUCACAUUCGUGCUAGAUGCUGUCAAGGGCAUGGCUAAAAUAUUCUUGAAGUACUACUAUGGGCAUCACGUGGAUAACUACCACACAGAAAGGGCUUUAUCCCCAGCAAGACUGGAGGGUCUCGGAACCAGCCUCAACACCAGCCUCCACACUGCCCUCAAUGCCAGCCUUCUGGCCGGUCCAACAGAGCUGGGCAUGGAGGGCAGCCCGGGCGCUGUGCACUCAGGCCGGGCAACUGCCGUGCUCAGCCUCCUUAUCAUGCUGGGCACGCUCUGGCUGGGUUAUACACUCUACCAGUUCAAAAAGAGCCCCUACCUGCACCCCCAUGUCCGUGAGGUCCUGUCUGACUGUGCCCUGCCCAUCUCGGUGCUUGCCUUCUCCCUCAUCAGCUCCUACGGCUUCAGGGAAAUUGAGAUGAGCAAGUUCCGCUACAACCCUAGUGAGAACCUGUUUGAGAUGGCACAGAUCCACUCGCUGUCCCUGAGGGCCAUCAGCAGCGCCAUGGGCCUUGGCUUCCUGCUUUCCAUGCUCUUCUUCAUCGAGCAGAACCUGGUGGCUGCCUUGGUUAAUGCCCCAGAGAACAGGCUGGUGAAGGGCACUGCCUACCACUGGGACCUCCUACUCCUGGCCAUCAUCAACACGGGGCUGUCCCUGUUUGGGCUGCCCUGGAUCCAUGCGGCCUACCCUCACUCCCCACUGCACGUGCGGGCUCUGGCUUUAGUGGAGGAGCAUGUGGAGAACGGGCACAUUUAUGAGACGAUUGUGAAUGUGAAGGAGACACGGCUGACCUCCCUGGGCGCCAGCAUCCUGGUGGGCCUUUCCCUGCUGCUUCUGCCCACUCCGCUGCAGUGGAUCCCCAAGCCUGUGCUCUAUGGCCUCUUCCUCUACAUUGCGCUCACUUCCCUCGAUGAUAACCAGCUGUUCCAGCGCGUGGCCCUGCUGCUCAAGGAGCAGACCGCAUAUCCCCCUACACACUACAUCCGGAGGGUGCCCCAGCGGAAGAUCCACUACUUCACAGGCCUGCAGGUCCUGCAGCUACUACUGCUCUGUGCCUUUGGCAUGAGCUCCUUGCCCUACAUGAAGAUGAUCUUCCCCCUCAUCAUGAUUGCCAUGAUCCCCAUCCGCUACCUCUUGCUGCCCCGAAUCAUUGAAGCCAAAUACUUGGACAUCAUGGAUGCUGAGCACAGGCCGUGAUGGCAGGCCUGGGCACACCCUGCCACCUAUCCCCCAUCCCCCAUGCUCUAGGCUGGCUCUGGGGCUGCAUGGGGACAUGGGGCUCUGGGAGGUGGCUGUGCUAUACUCUCUCACAGCUGACUAUUGCUCUCAAGGUAGCUUCUGCCCAGGGUGGAACUAAGCAAGAUUGAUUUUCUUUUGAUAAAAGAGUCAAUGCCUGAAAGAGAAACCAUUUCCUUGAUUGUGUAAGGAACUCACUGUGUGCACAUUAGAGAAUAAAGCUCCUGUUUCU
Molecule: messenger RNA, 3509 nt
Organism: Nycticebus coucang (slow loris)
Lineage: Eukaryota; Metazoa; Chordata; Mammalia; Primates; Lorisidae
Gene: SLC4A11
Product: solute carrier family 4 member 11
Exons: 20
Coding region: 662-3238 (858 amino acids)
Biological process (GO): monoatomic anion transport; transmembrane transport; monoatomic ion homeostasis
Cellular component (GO): basolateral plasma membrane; plasma membrane
Molecular function (GO): solute:inorganic anion antiporter activity
Source: RefSeq, a predicted model, not a curated record